GGUGUCGUUGGUGCUAUGAGAGUUUUUAUAGUGGUUUUGAGUGUGCUGACCGUGGCGGUUGCCAGCCAGUGUCCUUAUUCGUCGAUGGAACCGUUGUCAAGGUCUAAACGGAAUGCUUUUGACGUGCGUCCAGGGGUCAGUGACGGAAGUUUGGAUGCCUUGAUCAAGGAUUUUAUGCCCAAGUACAAUUCAAACAAUGUGCAUAACAGUUGGGCUGAGCCUUCUGGACCCCAUCAGACCUUACGGUGUGGGAUUCCGCCUCGCAAUUGCCUUAAUGAUACCAGAAACUUGCAGUACCGGAGUUUAGAUGGAUCCUGUAAUAACUUGCAGUAUCCGGAGUUUGGAAUUGCUGUUUCACGGUACCAAAGGCUUUUACCUCCUCGGCAAGUGGAACAGGCUCCGAAUGCUCGUUUGAUAUCCUUGUCACUGUACGGCGAACAAACGAAGAACGAUAGAUUCCGCACCAUGGCGGCCAUGCAAUGGGGACAGUUUGUGGCCCACGACAUUAGCCAAUUGAGCACACGGGGAGCUCCUCUGGAUUGCUGUGCAGAACCACGUCACCCUCGUUGUUUGGCCAUCAAUUUGCCACGCGGAGGACCCAUUGCCUAUCAUACCGGUAAGACCUGUCUGCACUUUGCCCGCAGUGUGUCCGAAGCUGAUGCCAUUUGCCCGAAAAGUGGAGCACCUUAUCCUGAGAAGCUGACAGUGGCAACUGCCUACCUGGACCUUUCCUCUGUCUAUGGAAACAAUCCCUUGCAAAACAGCAGAGUACGCCUGUUUAAGGGAGGUCUUUUAAAGACAAGCUACACGAACGGCCAGCAUUGGCUACCGGUUAGCCAAAAUGAGGCGGGCGAGUGCGGUGCUAAGAGCGAGUGCUACAUCUUGCCGGAUAUUAGGAACCGUUUCUCGCCCACCAUCGCCCUUCUGCAGACUCUAUUGGUUAGGGAGCAUAAUCGACUUGCUGAGAACUUAGCAUUGAUUAAUCCCGAUCACGACGAUGAGCGCAUCUUCCAGGAGGCGCGCAAGAUCAACAUCGCCCAGUUCCAGAAGAUAACCUACUACGACUGGCUACCGCUUUUUGUGGGUCGCUCUUACACAUAUCUCAAUGGUCUGAUAUAUCCUGUGGAGCCAACGGAGUACGUCAACGACUACGAUGAGACAAUCAAUCCUGCUGCUUAUGCGGAGUUUUCUGCUGCUGCCUUACGAUAUGCCCAUACUCAGAUCCCUGGAUGGUUCUCGCUGGUUGCCCCCAAUCGAAGCUCUAACCAGACACUGCGCCUGAGUGACUACCUUGAUCGAUCGGAAAUCAUCCGUCUUCUUGACACGUCCGACAAUUUUGAUGCUUUGUUAAGGGGCUUGGCCACUCAGCUGCACAAGCGAUCGGAUGGAAAUAUUGAUCGAGAGAUUAAGCACUACUUCAACCGCAAGGAGUUCGAGGAGUAUGGUUCGGAUCUUAAGUCCAUAGAUAUUCAGAGAGCCAGAGACUUCGGCUUGGCCUCAUACAAUGAUGUCCGAGAGUUUUGCGGCCUGCGACGAGCUGUGGAUUGGGCCGAUUUCGCUCAUGAGAUUCCGGGAGAGAAAAUUUCGCUGCUGCGCCGAUUGUACGCCACUCCCGAUGAUGUGGAGCUGAGUGUGGGUGGCACCCUGGAGUACCAUGUCCCAGAUUCUCUAUUUGGACCAACUCUUUUGUGUGUGGUGGGAAAACAGUUCCUGAAUACAAGACGCGGCGAUAGAUUCUUCUUUGAGCGGGAGAGCGCAGGAGGUUUUUCACGCGCUCAACUGGCGGAGAUCCGUAAAGUGAGCCUUUCCAGUUUGUUCUGCAGCAACGCCAACUACCUGCAUUUAGUUCAGCCAAAUGUAUUUGUUUUCCCAAAUGCACAUAACUUACUACUCAACUGCAAUUUUAUCCCGCAAAUUGAUCUUAGCAAGUGGCAGGAUCUCAGGCCUCAACUUGUACACUAAUGUUAUUACUUGUAAAUGUGUCUAAAACAUAUUGGAACGCUCAAUUUGUUCUUUCAGAUACACAAAUUUUUUAUAAAUUUAAUUUCAUAGAAAUUUCCAUCAACUAUUUUACACAAAAAAAUA
This is a messenger RNA of Drosophila eugracilis, 2085 nucleotides long. Its product is annotated as peroxidase. Lineage: Eukaryota; Metazoa; Arthropoda; Insecta; Diptera; Drosophilidae. Gene Ontology annotation, biological process: response to oxidative stress. Gene Ontology annotation, molecular function: peroxidase activity; heme binding. The record is from RefSeq and is a predicted model, not a curated record.